Molecule: messenger RNA, 4384 nt
Organism: Tachyglossus aculeatus (Australian echidna)
Lineage: Eukaryota; Metazoa; Chordata; Mammalia; Monotremata; Tachyglossidae
Gene: CFH
Product: complement factor H
Exons: 23
Coding region: 78-3848 (1256 amino acids)
Source: RefSeq, a predicted model, not a curated record
GAACAGUCUGUUACAGGAUCAAGUAAACACAGUAUUGGCUACUAAAUGUGUCCUCCUAUUCUUCUCAGAUAUUAAAAAUGAGAUUUCUUCAAAGGAUUGUUCUUUUUCUGUCGUGGACUUACUGUGCUGCACAAGAUUGUAAGAACCCCCCUCCGAGAAGGGUGACAGAAAUCCUUGUUAGUAACGUGGAUGGAGAGGUCUUCAAGGAGGGGAGCACUGCUACUUACAAAUGCCGACCGGGAUACAGAACUCUUGGAAGCAUAACAAUGACCUGCAGGAAUGGAGAUUGGGUAGAAUCUGUCAGGGGUAAAACGUGUCAGAAAAAACCUUGUGGUCAUCCUGGAGAUAUUCAAUUUGGCAGUUUCGAACUUACACGAGAAAAGGACUUUGUAUAUGGUUCACGGGUUGUGUACAAAUGUGAUGAAGGGUAUAAAAUGGUAAGCCAAACUGACUUUCGAGAUUGUGAGGCUGAUGGUUGGUCAAAUGACGUUCCUUUCUGUGACGUGAUUAAGUGCCUACCAGUUACGGCUCCGAAGAAUGGGAUGAUAAUUUUGUCUGGUAAUUUGGACUCUGACCAGGAAUUCCAUUUUGGCCAAGUAGUGCAAUUCAAAUGCAAUUCCAAUUAUAAGCUGGAAGGACAAAAGGAAAUAUUUUGCUCAACGGAUGGAAACUGGAAUGAGCCUGAACCAACAUGUGUGGAAAUUUAUUGUGAGCGCCCCAAACUUGAAAAUGGGAUCUUUGUUACUGCAACCUCGAUUUUCAAGGAGAAUGAACGACUGCAAUAUUCCUGUAAUCCUGGCUAUUACUACAAGGAACGAGGAGAUGCUAUAUGCAAGGAAUCUGGAUGGAAUCCCCAUCCAUCAUGUACAGAAAUUUUGUGUAACCGCCCUUCUCUUGCCAAUGGAGUAUUCAGACCAGAUAAGGAUAAAUAUCGAGCGGAUGAAGAGAUCGAGUUACAGUGUAACCAAGGCUUUCAAGCUCCACCUGAAGGAAAGAAGGCUAAAUGUACUAACAGUGGCUGGAUACCAUCUCCAAGAUGUAGCUUCAGGCCUUGUGAUCGUCCAGAAAUAGAAAAUGGAGAAAUGUACAAAAAUUAUGACCUUUACUGGGACUUAACUAGGACUCAAUAUCCUGCACAAAUUGGAGUAACAAAGUAUUACAGAUGUAAUCAUCAUUUUCGAUCUGCUCAUCGAACUGACUAUUCAGGCUGGACUACUAUUGAAUGCACGGAGAAUGGAUGGUCACCAACACCCAAAUGCCUCAGAUGGUGCCAGGUUCCCCAUAUACAAAAUAGUUACAACAGUAAUUAUGGACGAGGGUUCAAUGAAGGUGCACAAGUUCCGAUUACAUGUUCCCGGGGAUUCAGCCUUGAAAGUGGUGAAAAUACAAUAACUUGUACAAAAAAUGGCUGGUCACCUGCUCCACAAUGUAAAAAGAACGUAAAUUGUAGGAAAACCUAUGUACUGAAUGGACGAUUUUCUGAGACAAAAGAGUAUUAUAAUCUAAAUGCAAAGACAAGAUACCAGUGUUCAGAAGGAUAUUCGACACCAGAAGGAAGAGAAUCAGGAGAGUUGAUAUGCUUGCGGAAUGGAUGGUCUGUUUCACCCAGCUGUAUUAAAACCUGUAAAAGACCAGAAUUCAGAAAUGCCAGAUAUGAGGGAAAUGAAACACUGUUUCAACUUAACAGCAAACUGGAAUAUGAAUGUCUUGAUGGAUACAUUCGUGGAGAAGGAAGGAGCACAACAGAUUCCAUAGUGUGUGGUGAGGAUGGGUGGUCCCAUAUACCUGAAUGCCAAGAAAAAGAAUGUUACAUCCCAGACCUGAAGUCAAACGUCAGAGUAGUUCAAGGGAAGGACAAAUUUAAAGUUGGAGAUGUGUUGUCAUUUGCCUGUCAUAGCACACAGAAAAGAAUUGGCCCCGAGUCCAUUCAGUGCUACCACUUUGGAUGGUCGCCCGACCCUCCUACAUGUAAAGAGGCAGCCCAAUCUUGUGGACCUCCGCCCGAGGUUGUCAAUGGCAAGGCAAAUGCAAACACUGAGAAGGGGACAUAUCGUCAUGGAGAAGUGGUGGACUUUGAAUGUGAUGCAAAAUUUAUAAUGGAAGGACCCAAGAGAAUCGAAUGCAGUGAUGGAAAAUGGACAUCAUUUCCUACUUGUAUUGAGGUUGAAAAAACGUGUGGCGACCCUCCGGAACUCGAACAAGGUGAUCUCAAAUCAAGUCAUCCUCCACCAUAUCAUCACGGGGAUUCAGUAGAAUACGGUUGCAAAGAACCAUUUGCAAUGGUUGGAAAGAAGACGGUAACAUGUAUUCAGGGAAAUUGGACAGCCCAUCCUCAAUGCAUUGGAACUAAACAGCUUAAGAAAUGUUCAGGACCUAAGCAGCCUUCCAAUGGAAAAAUUACUUCAUUGAAGAAGCGUGACUAUAAACAUAAUGACUUCUUAACUUAUAUUUGUGAUGCAAAUUUUGAAGCUGAAGGAUCUACAAAAAUACAAUGUAUAAAUGGAAAUUGGCAACAUCUUCCCAACUGCUUAAGAAAAGAGAGAAGAAAAACAUGCUCACCCCCACCUCAAAUACCUCAGGCUCUGGUUGUAUCAACAUCAGUGAGCUUUCUGAAUGGGGAAACAUUUGCUGUUAAGUGUAAGGAUAAUUACUUGCUCCAGGGACCAAAAGAAAUUAAAUGUGAAAAUGGAGCUUGGAAAUCUGUCCCACGCUGCGUUGAAAAAAAGCCAUGUUCUCAACCACCUUCUGUAAAAAAUGCUGCCUUCAAUGUCUCCAGAAAUUCAAGAAGAGCAGUAGACUAUUUAGCACCUAAGACAUACGCUUCUGAUACGGUAUUAAAAUACACCUGCAUGGAUGGUUUCAUAAUGAAUGGAACAGCUGAGAUAACAUGUACCAUGGGAAAGUGGAGUCCCCCUCCUAAGUGUGUUGGACGACCAUGUGGUAAACCACCUUUGAUAUUCAAUGGUGCCACAGCUGAGGUAACUGUGGAUGUUUAUCAGUCUGGAGAAGAAGUGACCUAUAAAUGUUCAGAAGGUUUUGGCAUUAACGGAUCACCAAGUAUCACAUGUGAAGGAGGAAAAUGGUCUGAAAAACCAGAAUGCAUAGAUAGGAGAUGCAACACUCCACCAAAAUUUAUUAAAGCUGAAAUAACUGAAGGUAAAAAACCAAUUUAUAUGGAAGGCGAUGAAUUGCUUUAUAAAUGUUUGGAUGGUUUUGAAAGUGAAGGCUCGACUCUAGUAACAUGUUCGGGAACCACUUGGAAAGGAGAUCCUAAAUGCAAAGAUCAUUCCUGUGGCUCUCCACCUUCUGUUCAAUAUGCCGUCAUUGUAGGCAACGAAAAGGCAAGGUACAAACCUGGUGAGACAGUGCGCUACAAAUGUUUAGGUGAUCUAAAAAUGUUCGGCGUUACGGACAUAGUAUGCAAAAAUAAGACCUGGACAAAGCGCCCGGAGUGCAAAGAGGAAGGCGGAAAAUGUGGUCCACCUCCGCCUAUUAACAAUGGGGACAUCACCUCUUUCACAUUUGCUGAAUAUCCUUCGGGAGCCCAGGUGGAAUACAAGUGCCAGAACCUUUAUAAACUGGAGGGUUCCAAAGUUGUGAGGUGUGAAAAUGGGCAGUGGUCAAAUCCACCGUCGUGCUUAGACGCGUGUACGGCAUCUCAAGAAGAUAUGAUGAGAAACAAUAUAAAGUUGAGAUGGGAAAACCACAAAAAAUUGUACUCUGAAACUGGAGAUAUUAUUGAAUUUGCCUGCAAAAACGGAUAUACGAAAGCUCAAGGAUCACCUCCUUUUAGAGCGCAAUGUAUACAAGGAAAAUUAACCUAUCCCAACUGUGUUAAACAAUAUUAAUACCUGGGAAGAAAUGAGGACUAAAACCCCAGCAUCAAACUUUAGUGGAUUUUGUGGCAACAUUUGAAGAUAAAUCUGAAAACUCAGUAUUCUGUAGCAUUUUCGGCUAGCUAGGAUUUACAUACCUAUUUCCUCAUUCAUUCAUUUUUUUUUUAUUUGCCAUGCAUGUGCCAAUACAAUGCUCUGCCUACGGUAGACAUUGAUUAUGUUCAUAGCUAUAUUAGUACUGCUAAAGCUAAGGUAUAUAAAAUUAAAAUGGAAUAGAUACCAAUGAAUUUAGAUUCACUAAAACCAAAAUUAAUACCUUUACCCUUUACCUGAAGUUCAGAAUGAAUUCUUGUUCAGUCUUUACUCUAUCAUGGGGAUGUGACCUGCAGACCCCUGGGUUAUUAAAAAAUCAUACUCUCUCAACCACUGCUUCAGUUGUACAUAAGGGCCUAGGGAACAGAUGUUUCAAAAGCUACUGAAAUAAUCCAGUGCUUCUGUCACACUUGGUAAAAUAUCGUAAUAAAACGGCUUCACUUUGCAGUACCCAA